Pieris brassicae (large cabbage white) is the source of this 6716-nucleotide messenger RNA. Its product is annotated as discoidin domain-containing receptor 2-like. Gene Ontology annotation, molecular function: collagen binding; ATP binding; protein tyrosine kinase collagen receptor activity. Gene Ontology annotation, cellular component: signaling receptor complex. Gene Ontology annotation, biological process: positive regulation of kinase activity; protein phosphorylation; multicellular organism development. The record is from RefSeq and is a predicted model, not a curated record. The coding region runs from base 21 to 2855 and encodes 944 amino acids. Lineage: Eukaryota; Metazoa; Arthropoda; Insecta; Lepidoptera; Pieridae. The transcript is spliced from 18 exons.
AGCUGGCCAGUUUAUUUGUGAUGUUUGAAUUAGUGAAGCAGUUCCAAGUGGCCGUGGCAGGCAAAAUGUGGCGAAUAGCGCCACUAGUGAUACGGCUCCUGGCUGUGUCACUGGUGGCGCUGGUGCUCGCCGACCCUGGCCCAGGCGGGACCGGCCUGGUGUCUCGGAAACCGGAAAGACCCGAGCGUCCGAUCCGGGCCACGGGGCCCCCUCGCCGCCAGGGACGAAAAAAGAAACGCACUACCACCACAACCACUGUUGAACCGUAUGAAGAAGAUGAGCUUACCACAAUUCCAACCACCACUAUAGAUCCACGGCUCUUUGAUCACACCGAGACCGGAAACUGUGAGGUGCCACUUGGUAUGGAGAACGGCAAGAUCUCUAACGAGUCGUUAUCAGCCAGCUCCAGUUACGACCAGAGUGUAUCUCCACUCAGCUCAAGAAUCCGGACAGAAAUACGCGGCGGUGCGUGGUGUCCCAACGGCCUUAUACUAGCGCAGAGCCGUCAAUUUCUUGAAAUAGACCUCCAUGCUGAAUACUUGAUCACAGCUACUGAAUCACAGGGAAGAUUCGCCAACUCCAUUGGCGUUGAAUUCGUUGAAAGUUACUCAGUAGAAUAUUGGAGAGAGGCGCUCAGCCGCUGGGUCAAGUAUAAGGACUUUAAUGGCAGUCGACUCUUACCUGGCAACGUCAACACGUACACUCCUAGAAAGACAACGUUGGAAGCGCCGUUCAUAGCGUCGAAGGUUCGAUUCUUUCCAUACGCAGCGCACCCACGGACGGCCUGCAUGCGGGUAGAGCUCUAUGGAUGUCUUUGGAAACAGGCUCUUGUCGCGUACGCUGCGCCCAAAGGUUGUGACAUGCAAGCGAUGACAGGCGGCGCUCGCUUCGAGGACUUAUCCUAUGAUGGAAUUGUACACGGAAACAAUCUAGUGGACGGUCUCGGUCAGAUCACUGACUCCUUCACUGGACCCAAUGACUUUGAACUGCCUGAACCGUUAGACACUCGAGGAACCCGAUGGGUAGGCUGGAACAGGUCAAUGUCAGUGGAUGAUGAAGUUGAUAUCACGUUUAACUUUACGGACACAAGACUUUUUCAUUAUGUAGACAUUCACACAAACAACAUGUUUACCAAGGACGUUCAGCUUUUCAAAGAGGCAGAAGUCUACUUCUCUCUGGAAGGUGAACGAUGGCAGGAAGACUAUAUCUCCUACGAACCCAAGCAAGACAAAGUUUCUGAACACGCCCGUGUCAUUCACAUCGAUCUGGAAAACCGUACCGCUAAACAUAUUAAGCUUAAACUGAAGUUUCAUCACGAGUGGAUUCUAAUAAGCGAGGUCACGUUUAAAUCAAUCCCCACAGUUGUGAAUCAAUCUAUAGAAUUCCUAGACGAAUACUAUAGGACAGACACUCCGCCGACGUCAAGAAAGAAACGCAAUUCAUCUCUUAAAGUGUCCGUUGGCCUCGCCUGCGGCGCUAUUGUGGGUGGUGGGGCAUUCAUAGCGGCAACAGCUAUUCUCGCGACUAAGCGAGCUAGGCGAAGAAUUCCAAACAUGCUCAAAAAGCCGUUUUGUCCCUCCCUGCGAAGCAAUGCUCGAAACAAUCGACGUGCGCCACGGCUAGCAUUAGCCCUUGCAAAUUGUCCGCCAAUACACAUGCUUCGCAGUCCGGCUAUUGUGGAUGAAGACUAUCGAGAGCCCUACAAUAUAUGGCGAGAGACACUUGGCCGUCAAAAACGUGACAGCCACGAUCAAAAUGAAUAUAACGAAAUAUGCGAGGAUCCGGAAUUCCCUCGACCCUACAUGAUGAAACGGGCCGACCCUCACGAGAGCUUCUAUGCUGCCACAGACAUUAUUCACCAUACGUACCCGGAUGAACGGCUAAAUCGCCGAGAGAGGCCCGCUCCAGGGCUUUUCACCUCUAUAAAACUACCUGAAGCCGAGCCCCCAAACGGGGUGGCGCCCCUGCUGGAUUUCCCGCGGGGGCGCAUGCGACCAGUUACUUUCCUAGGCGAGGGACCACAUGGCACUCUCCAGAUUUGCGAGACGGAUGGUAUCGAGGAGCUGAGCGACGAGGAAUUACCGAGUGGCGACCGCCGUCGUUUGGUCGUUGUGAAGACACUUUGGCGCGGCUGCCAUAGCGAUGUCAAAGCGGCGUUUGCCCGCGAGGCUACAUGGGGCGCUGGGCUGAAGCACCCGCAACUAGCCCGGGUGCUCGGUCUGAGCCUCCUAGAGCCUCCAUGCGCGGCACUCGACCGCGGCGAUGCAGUCCCAUUGACUACGAUACUGAAGAUGGAACGGAGAUUGAAUUAUGCGAGUUUGAUACACAUAUGCUGCCAAAUUGCCAACGGCAUGAAGUAUCUGGAGUCAUUCGAGUUAGUACACAGAGAUCUCGCAGCAAGAAAUAUAACAGUUACCAACGAUCUGAACAUUAAAGUAUCCGACUACGCGAUGUUUUGCGAGGAGUUUAUUGGCGAUUAUCACAUUAUGGCAAAUGGAAUUCGAGUACCACUUCGGUGGAUGCCGUGGGAGAGCCUGCUUAUGGGCAUGUGCUCACCCGCAAGCGAUGUUUGGUCAUUUGGAGUCACGGUCUGGGAAGUGCACACAUAUUGCGCAGCGCAACCUUUUGAGGAGAUGAAUGACGAUCAGGUUGUUGCAAAUGCAAGCCAAUGGCGAUCAGGCGGCCUUGGCGCACGAGUCCCGGCUGCUCCUCUACCUAGAUGUCGACGAGAACUUUACGAUUUAAUGCAUGAAUGCUGGCGGCGCGAACCAAUGCAACGGCCGCGGUUUAACGACUUGCACCGUUUUUUGGAACGUAUGACUCAGGGAUAUAAACCACCAAUGCAACGCACUUAAGUGCAUGUCAUUGGAUGUUUAUUUAUAUAUAAAUAAGAUGUACGUCUAUAUGGCCUAGCCGCUUCUGUAUCUGAUAACAUUCUUUGAACUAAAUUUAUGUUUGAAUGCUUUUUUUCGAGGUUUUCAAACAACAUAUUAGGUUUCGCGAGCCCUCUGACAUAUAGAGUGUAUAUGGGUGGCGGUAUCACGUAACAUCAGGUGAGCUUCCUACCCGUUUGCCCCUUUUCUAUAAAAAAAAACAAUUCCAUUUCUUUACAAUUCUUACUUAACACCAGGUGUAACGUCUGCUCGAUUUUGCGGUCGUCUUCAAUUGAUAUUCUUAUCCUCAAAGAAUAUUGUGGGGGGGGGGCACUCUGCGCUUAAGACCUUAAGAAAUUUCCGAACCAUUUCGACUUAGGGUCCUUCAAGAAAAGAGCGUACCAAUUGGAAUUGAGAGUGUCCAUGGGUGGGCGUAUGACUUAACAUCAGGUGAGCCUCUUGCACGUUUGUCUUUUGUUCUUUAAAAAAAAUGUUUUUGUUGCUUAAUUUUGAAUUUUAAUGAUAAGUUUACGAUACUCAAAUGGUUAGGCCUAUUAGACCAGUACGACGUAUAAUUAGUAUUAAAAGUAAAAACAAGUGAAUAAAUAAAUUACACCCGCUAUAUCCAAAAUCGAGUAUAAAUUGCUACGAAUCGUAAAUUGUGUAAAGAAAAGAACAGAUUAUACGUUCCGUUACAAUUACGACUGAUAUUUUGCAUAUAGCUGAGCUUUAUUCACGGAAAAGACCAAACUCAAUGAAAACGUAAAUGUGUACAAACAACUUCGGGAAACUAGUGAAACAAGAGUACUGGAAAUAUAUGAAUCUAUGAAACAGAAACAUUACAAUGAAUAAGAAAAUGUAUAUUAUGUAUGAUCCCUAACGACCAUUAGUAAUUUUACCAAAAAAAAAAUGAAAUAGAUACAAUAAUAAAUAUAACAAUCUUAAAUAUAUAAAAUGGUUCUUAAUUAUUGGAAUUACUUAUGUGUUACGAACUUAUCGGAAUAGUUUUAAGAAUCGGAAAUCCAACCGUUUUCAUCCAGACUAAUUUCUAUUAAAAAAUACUAUAGAUUCUUUGUACGCUAAUUAUAAUAUGUAUUAAAUGCUAUAUAGUAUUUUAAAGUACAUCAGAAUUUAUUUGUCAAUGGCACUUAUUACGGAUAGAGUUUCAUGAGAGCUUUUAGCUAGUAGUUUUAAGUUCUAUUGGAAAAGACCUACAUCUUAAAGAGCUCGUCAAUGUUUUCGAAUCCAACAGACUGCAUAAGUAAUGUGAUAAGAUGUCGAGCAGUAUUAAGGACAGUAUUCAUAUAAUUUUAGGUAUAAUGAUUUUUUCGGGAAUCGCUUUACGACUGUUUACUUGCUAACUUUGGUCCCCCCACCUUAUAUCUCCCGCUUCAGAUCCACGCUGCAUAGUGACGCUGUGUAAUUAGAACUAAGUGUUAGUUAGCAAGUAGAUAGGAGUUGCAUGUAGGUUUAAACAUAGUGUAAGAAUCGCGAAAUAUCGAUGUACUCAUAUGUAUACUGUUAAUGUUUCAUGUAACUUUCAAGUACUCCCAGUCGAUAUUUCGCUUACACCGGUCACUGAGUGAGGCGUAGAUAGUAUCCAUAGAGUGCAUUUCUCGUACAAUUGAGGUUGAUAAAUUGUGAUCGAAACUCAGGGACUGGUAUUGUUAAUGACAAUAUUGUAGACGACGCGCUCAAAGGGCGAGUUUACAUUAUUGUUACAAACAUUUGUAGCUUGUAAGUUUCACGCCUAUCCCUAGCGCCCCUUGCCGAGCGCUCCCACGAUCUUCCACUUCGCCUUAACGGCAACCCUCACAAGGGACACCAACAUAAUGUACGAAAAGUCGUUAUCAAUAUCAGUUGAUACAUUUUCGUACAUUUGAUUGGUGAAGCUCAUUACGUAGAUCGAUAUUGCGGAAAAUAAAGAACAAGAAAGCAUAAGACACGUAAACAUAGAGCACACUAUGUCUUAUAUUGAGAUUUGAUUAGGGACGUAACGAAUUAAUCGCAGUAUCGAUCUGCUUCCUAUAAUAUAUCCAAAUCUAACUCCUAUUUUUUUAACCUGUUUUAAACGUUAAGGAUAUAUAUUUCCGGAAGUGACAAACUUCCUAGGCAUUUGUUUGCCACCUAUGCUUCUUGUUUUCUUCGAUUAGGCACAAUUGGUAGACGUCGUACAGUAUUCGAUAGACCGUGUCGAAUUUACAAGAGAGAUAUUUUUCACCGUGGUCAUAGUCGACUUUUGGACCACACUCACGUGCUUUGAUUUGAUUAAGUAAGUAGUGAAUCGUUGAAUGCUGUACGAUAGUGUUUUUGUGUUUUAUGCAGAUUUACUAUUAAUCAAUAUCUGGUCUCACGGGAUCUUUGUAGUUGUAAGAAAUAAUCGAUGUCUGAAUGUUUCGUCAAUGUAUUCGAUAGCACAUAGUCCGUUUGUCGAGACACAUUGAGUGAUUUACGUAAUGUCUAUGAAAACCCCAAAUAGAUAAAUGUAAGGCUGAAAAUGAAAUGAAAGAAAUACUCAUGCAAAAAGUUUUUCAGGAUACUAUUGGAUUGGUAACGAGUAAAAAGCUCAAUGACUCGAUAAAUCGGGUCGAUCGGUGUUCCAAUUAAAAGUUAGGAUAAAUAUCCUUAUCACUUAAGAGUUAGUGGGUUGACUGUAGCAUUUCAAAAACCUCCACAAUUGAGUUUCCUACCGCAUAAAACUCCUUUUCAAUGUUCGUGUAUUGAACUUGCGCUUGACAUUUAGACGUUUUGAUAGAUAUCUUAGGUUCAGACAUUUAUUUAAACGUUUUGAUAGAUAUUUUAGAUUCAGACAGUUAUUUAGAUUUUGAUAAGUAGUUUAGGUCAUAUCUAUAGGUGUGUUUAAUUGUGAUUUUUGUUAUGUAAUAAAUAUAUAUACGUUUCUGAAGCCGACAUGAAUCGGUGUUGGCGCGUGCAUUCUCAGUUAAAGCAAUAUAAAAAUUAGCUGUAAAUAAAAAUAAAUGUUUUAAAUAUAACAAGUAAUGCAGGGAUACAACUCUCUUUAUAUAAUGCAGUAGCCUUGACUUAUCAAAACUACAUAGUUCAAAAUCUAUAUUCAUUUGAGAUGAUGGAAUUUGUAAUAUUUGUUCUAUUUUGGAACUUAUUUUAAAAAUCGAAUAAUAUAAUGAUUGAUUGGUUUUACAAUAUCGAUACAGAGCUUUAAUUUAUAAUUUCUCAUUAAAAAGGAAACUGUAUUGUAUAACACAAUAGCCAUUGGAUAUUUGUAAAUAAGGUUGCGGUUGAUGGAUGUCCUGCAACGACAAAAUUGUGUAUUUCUGCAUUACUAUUAUGUUUACUUAAUAUAAUUGUAUAUAGAGAGGCAUAGGGUUAAUAUUAAUAAAAAAUUAAAAAAUAUUUUAAUAGUGGGUAGAAAUUAUUAAGUUAUUUUCAAACUUUUCAUUUAGCCGGGGACAAGUUACUAUUAAUAGACAUGUACUUGUAAUUAGGUAAAUUUCACCUUUUUUUAACAUAUUCUCAAAAUUGCUAAGACAUUAAAAUUUUGCGUUACAUCUAUAGGUAUUUAAUAAAGUAUACAUUGGGUUCGGGGAUAAGUUUUUAGGUAUCAAAGGUACUUAGGUAGAAUAUAAGGUUUCAUUGUAUAUACCAUUAUACAUAUAUAAAUGCUUGUUUAGACAGCUAGGUGCAAUUGCAUUUCAUAUAACAUUUAAGUACUCGAGAAAUUAAGGAUAAAGGUGGUAAUAACCAAACUAGGUUUAAGGAAAAAAUAUUGUUUUGUAGAAGUUUUUGCAUUUUUUUUAAAACUUUAUUAGAUAAAUGUAUUAAUUUUUAUUGGGUUACUAUAUUUCUUCUUUAUCUUUAUAUGUA